Messenger RNA from Rotaria socialis, 645 nucleotides. NCBI's taxonomy places the organism in Eukaryota, Metazoa, Rotifera, Eurotatoria, Philodinida, Philodinidae. The record is from the annotation of a GenBank genome assembly.
AUGAAACAGGUUGAAAACAUUAAAUCUCUCGGAUCGACAUCUUCUAACUAUGUGCGAAUAGCUCUACUGUGCAUUUGUUUUCUCGUCGUAUUUAUUAGUUUAUCCGUCAAAUUUCAUAGGUUUCAAUUUAAAACUGUAUCAAAAAUUGACCAUCCUAUCCGUGCUGUUGUAUCACACAGUGAAUUCGAUAUUGUUCUCAGUUAUUAUGCUGAAGACAUUUGGGACGUUGAAAGGUUUAUUCGAUAUCUAAAGAACGUUUCAACUAUUCAAAGACUCAGUCCUCGCGUGAUUGUUUAUAAUAAAAAUGUAAAAAUCAGCAUUGAAUAUUUGAAAGAUACACUAUUAGCUGAUAUUGUACGGGCACUACCCAAUCGAGGUCGAGAAGGAGCUACUUACCUAACUCAUAUAAUUGAAAACUAUGAUACGAUUGCCAAUCAUACAUUAUUUUCACAAGCUGGCGUCGAAGGCAUCACAGAUGUCGGACUAGCUGAUUGGUUUCUGACACGAUUACUGCAUCAGUUCAAUUCAAUGGUAGGAUAUAUGCCACUCGUUUCAAAUAAUUGGAUCAGUACGUAUGAUUGUGGUCAUCAUUCUCAAUAUGCUUAUCUUCCAAGGUUACCACAACUAUGGGGAAUCGUCGAAUAA